AUGGACAAAGACCUUCAGCAACUUCAAAAAGCAAUUGUUAAUUAUUAUUUAACACUCGAAAAAAUUUAUUGUUACUGCAACAAUGAGAUUAAUAAGGUUAAAACCGGAGCAUUAACGUCACUCAAGAAUCAGAUGGAACAACUUCGUCAUGUAACAAGCCCUGCGGUAGAUACUGCAGAAAUUUGCUUGAUCAACGGCGCGCGGGAAAAACUUAUUUUUAAAAUAAACUUGGGAAUCGAAGAUGAACUCAAGCUUAUUGUUGAAGCUAUAAGUACUCUACAUAAUUACACUCAGGAGCUAAAGGAUAAAUAUCAUCAGCUAGAACAAGCUCGCAGCAAAAUAAAUUUCGCCGACCCGACAAUAAUUAAUUUUGUGAAUGGAACAAGUGAGCGACCUCGCCUGAAUUCAUUGCUAGAGUGGUCCAUGGAAAGUUUAGAGUUCUACAAAAAUUAUUACAGUGACAUAACUGCUAGUUUUAAGGCAUUAAACAUAAAAGACGAAGCCAGCGUUGACAGAUUAAUAGACUCUUUUAAUUCCAGUAGUAAAAGAAUAAAAAAAAUCCUCGCAUUCACGCAGUAUUUAAACAACAAACCGCGCUAG
Messenger RNA from Cotesia congregata, 600 nucleotides. The record is from the annotation of a GenBank genome assembly. NCBI's taxonomy places the organism in Eukaryota, Metazoa, Arthropoda, Insecta, Hymenoptera, Braconidae.